Messenger RNA from Colletotrichum higginsianum IMI 349063, 966 nucleotides. RefSeq names its product Thioesterase family protein. Lineage: Eukaryota; Fungi; Ascomycota; Sordariomycetes; Glomerellales; Glomerellaceae. The transcript has 2 exons. The record is from RefSeq and is a predicted model, not a curated record. Bases 1 to 966 code for a protein of 321 amino acids.
AUGUCCGCCUCGGAAGAGCUUGUACCUUUGAGCGAAGCCACCAGGAUAACGAGACUAGACUCCAAUGUCUACGGGGCCAAUCUGGCUUCUGGGUGGUGCAUUGGUUCAGUCCCGAAUGGCGGCUACGUCGCGUCCGUGAUAUUGCGCGCGGCAUCUCUGCACCUCGCAGGCCGUGGCCAGCCCGACACCAUCUCUGCCCAUUUCGAAUACGUCAACCGCACCGAGAUCGGGCCCGCGAUAGUCGUCGUCGAGGAGGUCAAGAUCGGCCGGAAUCUCUCGACGGUGCACGUCUCGCUCUACCAGCACGACCUCCAGUCGUCGGCCCCUUGGUUCACGCCCAAGUCGCGGAAAGAGGUCGUCGGCUACUUCAUCAACACGCUCCUGACCGUCGAGAAGGGCCUGACGCUCAAGACGGCGUGGUCGAUGACGCCGCCCACCAGACCGGCCGACUUCGCCCUCCUCGCCCUGGAUAAAGACCCGCACUGGGCGAAGCGGGCGAGGCUCAACGCCCGCGCGACGUCGUUUGCGCGCUCGCACAACAACCUGGAGCACUACCUGCCGCGCGAGGGGACGCCCCGCGGCAUCUCGGACGUAUGGAUGCGCCUGAAGUCGGGCGAGAGGUUCACCAACGCCUCGCUCGGGUACGUCGUCGACGCGAACCCGACGGUCAUCGAGGCCUGGAGGCCGAGGCCCGACGAGGAGCAGACGCCGUUCCGCUCGGGCGAGAUGUUCUGGUACCCGACGCUCGCGCUGAACCUGGACGUGAAGAAGGCGUUGCCCGCCGACGGGGCCGAGUGGCUCUUCAUCCGGUCCAUGGCCAAGGUGAUCCGGAACGGCAGGCUCGAUCUCGAGGUCACCGUUCUGGACGAGAGCGGAGACGUCGUGGCGCUGAGCACCCAUGUCAACAUGGUGCUGCCGGCGGAGAGGAAUAUGAAAGAGCGAAGUCAUGUCGCGGGGAAGCUGUAG